Messenger RNA from Capsicum annuum, 2801 nucleotides. Its product is annotated as serine carboxypeptidase-like 17. NCBI's taxonomy places the organism in Eukaryota, Viridiplantae, Streptophyta, Magnoliopsida, Solanales, Solanaceae. Gene Ontology annotation, molecular function: serine-type carboxypeptidase activity; acyltransferase activity, transferring groups other than amino-acyl groups. The record is from RefSeq and is a predicted model, not a curated record. The transcript has 8 exons. Bases 1102 to 1956 code for a protein of 284 amino acids. Gene Ontology annotation, biological process: secondary metabolic process; proteolysis.
GCUUUUCAAAUCUGCUUUACAAAAAUUAUAUUUUUCUGCCUAGUGCAUGUGUUGGAACAAGCGUGAGCUUGGUAGAAUUUGUGGCCUUUGACUAGCUGUGGAUAUUUUUUUUGUGAAGUGUAUUGAGAAUUACUUAGAGGUGAAAUGUGAGGUGAUGUUGGGGCGGUGAAUAUAUUUUCUUUGCUGCCGUUAUAGUCUCUAGGAGCAUACAUAGCUGCCGUAAUAUGUUAGGAACACUAUUUAUGCGGCCGUAAUAUGUUAGGGGCUUGUACAUGCUGCUGUAGUAGACUUUUUGGGGCAUUGUAUAUACUGUCGUGGACUUGUCAGGGUACUAGAUUGAUCAUCUUCAUUGCCGUUUAUGACAAGUCGUGAGAGUUGAUUGAGUUGAGUUACAGAGUGGUUUUUGAACUUCAGUUUGCAUCUUGUUGAACAUUACCUUAUAAGAGACACUGUAUGCAUAUAAUUUAUGUAUUUUGGUUGUUCCUUGUAUUUUUCUAACACUUGUUCCAGGGGUAUUAAAGUAGCAGGUCGAGGAUCUUACUGGGUUACUUUCCCAGAAGUUUAACACAUGUAACUUGUUUAGAUGCUCCAUGGUCUAGUGUGGGGUUUGGGUUAGAGAUUUGUUAUCUAAGCUACCGUUGUUUUUGUAAAUCGUUAUGCGCUAUCUUGUUGGAUAAUUACCUUGCGAUAAUGGUUAUUUCAUGCAUUUGGAGUUGCUUAUGUCUUUAUCACAGUGUCUAUAGACAUUGUGAAUGUAUGAGAAAUUGGUUCUCCCAAAAAGUGGUAUUAGCGGGAGUCAGUCACGCCUAGGGGUGAAUUUGGGACGUGACAAGAAUAAACACGCAUGGGCCCCACAUGAAAAUUGGAAAAUAGCAGGAAUUAGACCCACGUUUAGAAUGACAUUCAUAAUGGUAUUUACAAAGGAGAUAACAUUUCCAAAUUAAUCAAGCUACUUCACUAUGAUGUAAACGUCGUGAAAGCCCUUUUAUGGAUAAGAUAGCACGACAACCAACAGCUGUGUGCUUUAAGCCACUUCCAUAGAUUAGUAAAGUAAAGUAAUUGACAAACUUAGCUUUAAGAGAACUUUGUUGUAUAAGAACUAUGGCAAAAACAAAGCUCUGUUACUAUUUGUUUUUACUUCUUGUUGUAGCAGGGCAUGCAACAGCUGGUUCAACUGUGAAGUUUCUUCGAGGAUUUCUAGGGCCCCUUCCUUUUGAACUUGAAACAGGGUAUGUUGGAGUUGGUGAUUCAGAAGAUGUGCAAUUAUCCUAUUAUUUUAUAAAGUCGGAGUCAAAUCCAGAAUCAGACCCUCUAAUGCUUUGGGUCACUGGAGGCCCUGGUUGCUCUGCUUUAUCUGGCCUUAUCUAUGAGAUUGGACCAAUAACUUUUGAGCCAAUGGAAUACAAUGGGAGUUUACCUACAAUGAUUCUGAAUCCUUAUUCAUGGACAAAGACGGCGAGCAUUAUUUUCUUAGACUUACCAGUGGGCACUGGAUUUUCCUACGCGACAACUCCAACAGCUCUACAAUCAUCUGAUUUACAAGCAAGUGAUCAUGCACAUCAGUUCCUUCACAAGUGGUUCGUUGAUCACCCAGAAUUCUUAAGUAAUCCCUUAUAUGUUGGAGGAGACUCGUCCUAUGCUGAUUGGUACAAACUCUCUUAUCAUUGGGCUGAUGAUGGUCAAGUUAGAGACGCCCUCAGCAUUCGAAAGGGGACUAUUGGAAAAUGGGACAGAUGUGCAACUUUGCAAUACCAAAAGAUGGUCAUUAAUAGCAUACCAUAUCAUGAAAACCUCAGUAGCAAAGGUUACAGGUCUCUUAUAUACAGUGGAGAUCAUGACAAGGUUGUUACCUUCCGAUCGACUCAAGCAUGGAUAAAAUCUUUUAACUACUACGUUCUUGAUGAUUGGCGAACUUGGACCCUUGACAAUCAAGUUGCCGGAUUAGUACGUUCUUGAUGAACGACAUUCUGGAUCCUUGAAAAAGUGUCUGUACUACAUUAGUCAUAAACUCUGUCAGUGAAUGGAUGUUAAACUUUUUUUUUUUUUCCUUCAUUUGGACGAUUUCUGUUACACUAGAAGUUACUCAAAUCAGAUGACUUUUGCCACAGUGAAGGCAAGAAAACCUCCUAUCAAACUAGUCAGUCAAUCGUGCAAAUAAUUUGUCAAAUAGUUGGUGUUAAAAUUGCUUUAGUUGUUUAUUUUUGUUUACAGGGAGCAGGGCAUACAGCACCAGAAUGUCUGGACAUGCUCACAAGGUGGGUGUGUCUUACAAGCCCUUGUAAUUGGAAAAUGUAUCAUAAGAUACUUUGUAUCAGAAAGAAAAAAAAAUUAAUUACCACAUUUAUCAGUAUGAUAUAUCUUUGGCCCAUUGGUAUAGUCUAAUUUUAGGGAAAAAGACAAAAAUGACACCUAAAACUAAAAUAAUACUACAAAAAUAGUACCCACAAUUAAAUACCCGGUAAAUAGCUACUCCCAGUAUAAGUCGUGUAUCAUUUCAUCUUCUUCUUCCCCUUUUCUCCCAUUCUCUCUACAGUAAAAUUCUUUCAAUUUUUUACCACGGCUUCAAAAUUCACUUAUCAAAUGCUCAUUUUUGCUGUACGCCCAACAAAAUGGUGCAAAAGAAAGUUUUCUUCCGUGAUUUUGAAAGUUUGAGUCUUCCUGGGUCUUUCUAGAAAGAAUUGCACACAAAGAACUUCACCACGAAAUCUUCUUUGAGAUGGCUGACAUCGGCAUGUCGUUUCCCUUUCUUUCUUUCCUUUUCAUUCGCAAAUUUCUUUUCACUCAAACUCUUAAACCUCCAU